AUGGCGGCUGCGCAGAUUAGUGACCAUCUCGCCAUCGCGGCGCCGGAAAAGGAGUCGAUUGAUCCGAAAGAGGGCGUCUCGGCAUCAGAGCCGCUCGUUAGUGACCCCUCGGCUCCGAGAGAGCCGCCGCUGGAGAAGGCGGCCAAGCCUCCCUCUCCUCGCCCUAUCCACGGUACCAAGUGGGUUCUCGUCGUCGUCUCCCUCCUCGCCUCGUUCCUCCUCUACGCCCUCGACACCACCAUCGUCGCGACCAUCCAGCCCGCCAUCGUCGACGCCUUUGGCCACGUCGACCUCGUGCCCUGGCUGGGCGUCUCGUUUGCGCUCGCCUCCGCCGCCAGCACCCUGAUAUGGUCCAAAUCCUUUGGCCUCUUCUGCGCCAAGAAGCUCUUCCUCUUCGCCACCGCCCUCUUCAUGGGCGCCUCGGCCGUCUGCGGCGGCGCCCGUCGGGGAUUGCUAAAAAUGAAGAUAAGACGAGUUAAGAGGCGCUCUACAGUCUGCAAAGAAAAGACUCCUGCCACGAGCUGGAAGAACGAUACCCUGUCAUAUGGUUGA
This is a messenger RNA of Cordyceps militaris CM01, 552 nucleotides long. RefSeq names its product Major facilitator superfamily transporter. Gene Ontology annotation, molecular function: transmembrane transporter activity. The transcript is spliced from 2 exons. The record is from RefSeq and is a predicted model, not a curated record. Lineage: Eukaryota; Fungi; Ascomycota; Sordariomycetes; Hypocreales; Cordycipitaceae. Gene Ontology annotation, biological process: transmembrane transport. The coding region runs from base 1 to 552 and encodes 183 amino acids.